AUGCACAAACCUGGCGAUGUGGUUCUGGGUGGGCUGUUUGAGGUCCACUACACCUCUGUCUUCCCUGAGUGGACAUUUACCUCAGAGCCACAACAGCCCAGCUGUAAAGGCUUUGAUAUUCUAGGGUUCAGACAUGCCAUGACCAUGGCCUUUGCUAUUGAUGAGAUCAACAAGAACUCCAACCUGCUCCCUAAUUUGACUCUUGGAUACAGUCUUUAUGAUAACUGUGGUGCACUUAUUAUUGGAUUCAGUGGUGCACUAUCAUUGGCCAGUGGUCAAGUAGACCAGUUUCUGCUUCAGGACAAUUGUUUGGGGACCCCCCCAGUUCUGGGGAUUGUGGGUGAUCACUAUUCAACAUUCUCAAUCGCCAUUUCCAAUGUGCUAGGUUUAUACAAAAUACCAACUGUGAGUUAUUUUGCCACAUGUUCCUGCCUGAGCGAUCGGCAAAGGUUUCCAUCUUUCUUUAGAACAAUUCCAAGUGAUGCUUUUCAGGUGCGUGCUAUGAUUCAGAUUCUAAAACACUUUGGCUGGACAUGGGUAGGUCUGCUGGUCAGUGAUGAUGAUUAUGGACUCCAUGUUGCCCAGUCCUUGCAGUCUGACCUGGCUCAGUCUGGUGGAGGUUGUCUGGCCUACCUAGAGGUGUUGCCCUGGGACAGUGACCCAAGUGAACUCAAGAGGAUUGUAUAUUUGAUAAAGACAUCAACAGCACGGGUUGUCAUUGUGUUUGCACACGAGAUACACAUGAUUCAACUAAUGGAAGAGGUGGUGCGGCAGGAUGUGACAGGCCUGCAGUGGAUUGCAAGUGAAGCCUGGACAUCUGCUGCUGUGCUCCAGACCCCCCGAUUCAUGCCGUACCUGAGUGGGACACUGGGCAUUGCCAUCCGUCGAGGAGAAAUACCAGGACUCAGGGCAUUUCUGUUACAAAUACGUCCUGACCUACACCACAAUAAUAGCUAUGGAAAUAGUAUGGUGAGGCAGUUUUGGGAAUACACAUUUCAGUGUAGAUUUGCUCCACCUCCAGCAGGUUGGAUAGAAGCUGGAGGAGCAUUAUGCACUGGAGAUGAAGAUAUUGGAAAUGUUGAGACUGAGUUUUUGGAUCUUUCUAACCUCAGGCCAGAGUACAAUGUUUAUAAGGCUGUGUAUGCCCUGGCGUAUGCCCUUGAUAACAUACUUAAGUGUGAGCCAGGGAGAGGGCCUUUCAGCGGGCACAGCUGUGCUACAUUGAAAACACUGGAGCCAUGGCAGCUUGUACAUUAUUUGCAAAAGGUCAACUUCACCACAGCAUUUGGUGAUCAAGUGUCAUUUGAUGAGAAUGGUGAUGCCUCUCCAAUCUAUGAUAUCAUGAACUGGCUGUGGCUCCCUGAUGGACGAACUAAAGUUCAGAAUGUGGGUGAAGUUAAGAAAUUAGCCUUCAAAGAUGAAGAACUCACACUUGAUGAAGAUAAAAUCUUCUGGAACUCUGAAUCAAAAGAGCCCCCCCAGUCAGUUUGCAGUGAGAGCUGUCCUCCUGGUACCCGCAUGGCCAGAAAGAAGGGGGAACCUGAAUGUUGUUUUGACUGCAUCCCUUGUUCUGAUGGAAAGAUCAGCAAUAGUACUGACUCCAUGAAGUGCACCAGUUGUCCAGAGGAUUUCUGGUCCAACCCCCAGCGUGACCACUGUGUUCCUAAGAAAACAGAGUUCCUCUCCUACCAUGAGCCUCUGGGAAUUUGUUUGACAACAACUUCAUUGCUGGGCACAUUUAUCUGUGCUGUUGUUCUGGGCAUCUUCAUCUAUCAUCGCAGCACACCCAUGGUGCGUGCCAACAAUUCAGAACUCAGUUUCCUGCUCUUGGUGUCUCUUAAACUAUGUUUCCUGUGUUCACUGCUUUUUAUCGGUCGUCCCAGACUGUGGACAUGCCAGCUGAGACAUGCAGCAUUUGGGAUCAGCUUUGUGCUUUGUGUUUCAUGCAUCCUGGUUAAAACCAUGGUGGUUCUGGCUGUGUUCAAGGCCUCCAAGCCAGGAGGUGGAGCCAGUCUGAAGUGGUUUGGUGCUGUGCAGCAGAGAGGGACAGUUCUGGCGCUUACAUGCAUUCAAGCAGUAAUCUGUACUGCCUGGCUUGUCUCUGCCUCAACAGCUCCUCAUAAAAACACUGAAUACCACAAUGACAAGAUAGUUUAUGAGUGUGUUGUCGGGUCCACAGUUGGUUUUGCAGUGUUACUUGGUUAUAUUGGCUUCCUUGCUAUCCUCAGCUUCCUGUUAGCUUUUCUAGCAAGGAAUCUUCCAGACAACUUCAAUGAGGCAAAAUUCAUCACUUUCAGCAUGCUGAUCUUCUGUGCUGUGUGGGUGGCCUUUGUCCCUGCUUAUGUCAAUUCUCCGGGAAAGUAUGCAGAUGCAGUGGAGGUAUUUGCCAUCCUGGCCUCCAGUUUUGGCCUCUUGGUGGCGCUGUUUGGACCCAAAUGUUACAUUAUACUCCUGAGACCAGAGAAAAAUACAAAGAAAGCUAUUAUGGGUCGAGAAAAAAGGAAGGACAACGGUGGUGGAUUUAAGACUGGUGUGGACUACAGCCUGUUGAAGGUAGAGGCCCAUAGGACUUCCACCCACUCUUUGCGGCAGAGGAAAGUCAUGUGGACAUUGUUAGACACCUACUUGCUCAUGUUGUUGUAUUCCUGUUUUUCCCCUGCUGUGCCCUCCCCCCUCUAUUCCUCCUCUUGUCGAUUACAGGGACAGGUUCAUCUCAAUGGAAUGCACAAGGCUGGAGAUGUGGUUCUAGGUGGUCUAUUUGAAAUGAACUUCUUCUCUACCUAUUCUGAACUGUCUUAUACCUCAGAGCCACAACAGCCUACCUGCCAUGGGUUUGAUGUUCUAGGAUUCAAACAGGCCCAGACCAUGGCUUUUGCUAUUGAUGAGAUCAACAGAAACUCACACCUGCUACCUAAUGUGACUCUGGGAUACAGUCUGUAUGAUAACUGCAACAAACUAGGAAUUGGAUUCCGUGCAGCAUUGUCAUUAGCCAGUGGUCUAGAAGAGCAAGUUACAUUACAUGAGACCUGUGUAGGAACCCCUCCAGUCCUCGGGAUUGUGGGUGAUGAUUCCUCUACACGUUCUAUUGCAAUCUCCACUGUCUUAGGUUUGUACAGAGUGCCUAUGGUGAGUUAUUUUUCUACAUGUUCCUGCCUGAGUGACCGGCAAAAAUUUCCAUCCUUCUUUAGGACGAUCCCAAGUGAUGCUUUCCAGGUGCGUGCUAUGAUUCAGAUUCUAAAACACUUUGGCUGGACUUGGGCAGGUCUGCUCAUCAGUGAUAAUGAUUAUGGACUCCACGCUGCCCGAUCCUUUCAAACUGAUCUGAGUCCAUCUGGUGGAGGUUGUCUGGCUUACUUAGAGAUUUUGCCCGAGGGCGAUGAUCCAGCUGAACUAAGGAGGAUUGUGAAUGUGAUGAAGAAAUCCACAGCUCAUGUGGUCAUUGUGUUUGCACAUGAAGGUCACAUUAUUAACCUGAUGGAAGAGGUGGUGAGGCAGAAUGUGACAGGCCUGCAGUGGAUGGCCAGUGAAGCCUGGUCAUCAUCUGCUAUGCUCCAGACCCCCCACCUCAUGCCGUACCUGGGUGGAACACUGGGCAUUGCCAUCCGUCGAGGAGAAAUACCAGGACUCAGGGAAUUCAUGCUACAAAUACGUCCUGACCUACACCACAACAACAAUGGAAAUACAAUGGUAAAUCAGUUUUGGGAAUACACAUUUCAGUGUAGAUUUGCUCCACCUCCAGAAGGUUGGGUGGAAGCUGGAGGAGCAUUAUGCACUGGACAUGAAGAUCUAGAGAAUGUGGAGACUGAGUUUUUGGACAUUUUAAAUCUAAGACCAGAGUACAAUGUGUAUAAGGCUGUGUAUGCUCUGGCAUAUGCUCUUGAUGAAAUGCUACACUGCGAACCAGGGAGAGGGCCUUUCAACAGGAACAGCUGUGGUAAUUUACAAAGACUGGAGCCCUGGCAGCUUGUCUAUUACUUGGAAAAGGUCAACUUCACCACACCAUUUGGUGAUCAAGUGUCAGUUGAUGAAAAUGGUGAUGUCUUACCAAUCUAUGAUAUCAUGAACUGGCAGUGGCUCCCGGAUGGAAGAAUUAAAGUUCAGAAUGUGGGUGAAGUUAAGAAAUCUGCUUUAAAAGGUGAAGAACUCACACUUGAUGAAGAUAAAAUCUUCUGGAACUUUGAAUCCAAAGAGCCCCCCCGGUCAGUGUGCAGUGAGAGCUGUCCUCCUGGUACCCGCAUGGCCAGAAAGAGGGGCGAACCUGAAUGUUGUUUUGACUGCAUCCCUUGUUCUGAGGGAAAGAUCAGCAAUAAGACUGACUCCAUGGAGUGCACAAGUUGUCCAGAGGAUUUCUGGUCCAGCCCCCAGCGUGACCAUUGUCUUCCUAAGAAAAUAGACUUCCUCUCCUACCAUGAGCCUCUGGGAAUCUGCUUGACAGUCACCUCAUUGCUGGGCACAUUUAUCUGUGCUGUUGUCCUUGGGAUCUUUAUCUAUCAUCGCAGAACACCUAUAGUACGUGCCAACAAUUCUGAACUCAGUUUCCAGUUGUUGUUGUCACUUAAACUAUGUUUCCUGUGUUCACUGCUGUUUAUUGGCCACCCCAGACAUUGGACAUGCCAGCUGAGACAUGCAGCAUUUGGCAUCAGCUUUGUGCUUUGUGUCUCAUGCAUCCUGGUUAAAACCAUGGUGGUUCUGGCUGUGUUCAAGGCCUCCAAGCCAGGAGGUGAAGCCAGUCUGAAGUGGUUUGGUGCUUUGCAGCAGAGAGGGACAGUUCUGGUUCUUACUUCUAUUCAAGCCACAAUCUGUACUGCCUGGCUUGUCUCUUCCUCACCAGCACCUCAUAAAAACACCCAAUACCACAAUGACAAGAUAGUUUAUGAGUGUGUAGUUGGGUCAACAAUUGGUUUUGCAGUGUUACUGGGCUAUAUAGGAUUACUUGCUGUCCUCAGCUUCCUGUUAGCUUUUCUGGCAAGAAAUCUUCCAGACAACUUCAAUGAGGCCAAACUCAUCACUUUCAGCAUGCUGAUCUUCUGUGCUGUGUGGGUGGCCUUUGUCCCUGCUUAUAUCAGCUCACCAGGCAAAUAUGCAGAUGCAGUGGAGGUAUUUGCCAUCCUGGCUUCCAGUUUUGGCCUCUUGGUGGCGCUGUUUGGACCCAAAUGUUACAUAAUCCUCCUGAGACCAGAGAGAAACACAAAGAAAGCUAUCAUGGGUCGAGGAAACACAAAGUCAUAA
This is a messenger RNA of Seriola dumerili (greater amberjack), 5229 nucleotides long. RefSeq lists its product as uncharacterized. Gene Ontology annotation, cellular component: membrane. Bases 1 to 5229 code for a protein of 1742 amino acids. The record is from RefSeq and is a predicted model, not a curated record. Lineage: Eukaryota; Metazoa; Chordata; Actinopteri; Carangiformes; Carangidae. The transcript has 19 exons. Gene Ontology annotation, biological process: G protein-coupled receptor signaling pathway. Gene Ontology annotation, molecular function: G protein-coupled receptor activity.